Messenger RNA from Eucalyptus grandis, 1602 nucleotides. RefSeq names its product protein NRT1/ PTR FAMILY 4.2. The record is from RefSeq and is a predicted model, not a curated record. Bases 1 to 1602 code for a protein of 533 amino acids. The transcript is spliced from 5 exons. Gene Ontology annotation, cellular component: membrane. Gene Ontology annotation, biological process: transmembrane transport. NCBI's taxonomy places the organism in Eukaryota, Viridiplantae, Streptophyta, Magnoliopsida, Myrtales, Myrtaceae. Gene Ontology annotation, molecular function: transmembrane transporter activity.
AUGAGAGCAGAUGAGAGGGAUGAAUUCGUGGAUUGGAAAGGAAGGAAAGCCAAAUCUGAGGAGCACGGCGGCAUAAGACCCGCGUCGCUGACUUGCGGGGUGGAAGUGCUGGAGAACAUGGUGUUUCUGUCGAACGCCACGAACUUCGUGGCCUACUUCAUAGGGACAAUGCAUUACCCGACCGCCGUCGCCGCGAACAUGGUCACCAACUUCAUGGGCACCUCCUUCCUCCUCACCAUCUUCGCGGGCUUCAUCAGCGACUCCUUCCUCACCAGAUUCACGACCUUUGUUGUCUCCUGCGCUGUCGAAUUGCUGGGACUGAUCAUACUGACAAUUCAAGCUCACUCCAAAUCGCUCCAACCUCCAAUCCACAGAACACCCAGCAAGUCCCAAGCUGCCGUCCUCUAUUUCGGCCUCUAUGCGAUGGCCACGGGAGUUGGCGGGAUCAAGGCAUCCCUGCCGACGCACGGUGCCGACCAGCUUGACCAUCGCAAUCAGAGGCUUAUCUCCACCUUCUUCAACUGGUUCUUCUUCUCCUUGUGCACCGGCGGCCUCGUGUCGGCGACCGUCAUGGUCUGGGUGGCGGAGAACUUGGGCUGGCGCUGGAGCUUCAAGAUAUCGGUCGUGGCGUUGUUUUUGGCUCUCGCCAUUUUCGUGUCCGGGCUUCGUCUCUACCGGUACAAGCUUCCCCAGGGAAGCGCAUUCGCUAGAAUUUUCAAGGUGAUGAUGAGCAUGGAGGUACUUGCAUCGGCAGCCCGGAAUCGAAAAGCUUCCUUGGCAGAGGAAGACAGAAGAAUUGGUGUGAAUUCAGAAGUCAAUAAUACACUUGCAGCUAAUGGAAGGCAUCCUGAAAAGUUCAGGUUCCUAGACAAAGCACUAGCCGAUGGCACGGUAAGCGCGAGCGAGGUCGAAGAGACGAGGGCCUUCAUCGGACUAAUCCCAAUUUUCGCGAGCACGAUCCUGAUGAACUGCUGCCUAGCUCAGCUCCAGACCUUCUCGGUCGAGCAAGGCGCCAUGAUGGACAGAAGAAUCCGCAACUUCCAAAUCCCAACUCAGUCCCUCACGGUCCUCCCGCUGAUCAUCAUGCUCGCCUCGAUCCCCAUCUACGAGCGCUUCCGCGGCACGGUCGGGGACAAACCCCGCGCGAGGUUGGGCAGGAUCUUCGAGCCCCUGCCGAGGAUCGGGCUCGGCCUGGCCCUCGCGUCCGGCUCCAUGGCCAUCGCCGCGGCCGUGGAGGUCAAGAGGCGCAGGGCCGCCGUGGACGGGGCGGUCCUGUCCGUGUUCUGGCUCUCGUGGCAGUACCUGCUGCUCGGGGUCUCGGACAUGUUCACGCUCGGGGGGAUGCUCGAGUUCUUCUACUCCCGGGCCCCCGGGAGCAUGAAGAGCGUGUGCACCGCGCUCGCAUGGUGCUCGACCUCGAUGGGGUUCUUCCUGAGCUCGGCACUGGUGUCGGCGAUCAACUCGGCCACCGGGAGGUACGGGAGGGAGUGGCUCGGCGGGAGCGACUUGAAUCGGGCACGCCUGGAUCUUUACUACGCCGUCCUCUGCGUUCUUAAUUUCCUUAAUUUCCUGAAUUACAUUUUCUGGGCCAAGAGGUAUUGA